GCAGUUCGGCGGCUGCUGCCAGGAUCGCGAAGGGGAGAUGGAAGCGCUGCCGGGAACGGGAAUGUUCACAGAGGACUAGAAGGCUGCCCAGCGCUCGUGAGCUUUGACUCUGCGCACCUGGAACGAAGAGAGACGGUUCUCUUCUCCCGUCCUCCUGUUUGCAAAGCCGGAGAGCAGCCCAGUGCAGGGCCCUUGUCCUGAGUCAGCAUGGACGAUCCGGAAGACCUGCAGGGACGAGCGACGCGGAUUUCUCCACCGGUCACGUGAUGCCAUCCUGGGCAAGGGUCUUCCUGCUCUGAACACAUGCGCCACGUUUCUUGCCGUUUUCAUGCAUUGAUACCCCGCCUUCCAUCUAAGGAACUCAGAGGCAACAUACUUCAACCUCCCUUCUGUUUUACCCUCACAACAGCCCUGUGAGGUUGACUGCGAAGAUGUGACGUGGAAUGGAACCGCCCUCCUCAGCUGCCCUGUGGCUGCUUUUGUGCCUGGUGACCCUGGCCCUGGCCGAAGAAUCCGCCGUGUCCCUUUGCCAGAUCUCCACAAAGAAGGCCAGCUGCCGAGGGCAGAAUCUGUUCCGGGUCCCCCGAGAUCUCCCCAACAGCCUCGAGCUCCUGGAUCUUUCCUUCAACAAGAUUGAGCAGAUCACUCCAGCUGACUUCUCAGCCUUCACCCAGCUGAGAGGCCUGGAUCUGAGCUACAACAAUAUCUUGUCUGUUGCAAACGAUUCCUUUGUGUCCAACGUCCUUUUGGAGAAGCUCUCGCUUUUCAACAACUCUCUGCGGGAGAUUCCUUCACAGGCACUGAAGCCACUGAAGAACCUGCAGCUGUUGUCCAUCUCUAACAACCUCUAUCCCACCUCAGCAUUAGAUGAGGUCUUCAGCACUUUCAAGAACCUCGAAGACCUCUCUUUGGGGGGCCCUGCCAUCUACACAGUGAAAAGUCAGGACUUCCUUCCUCUGGAAGCGAUUCCACUGAAGAAGUUUGCUCUGAAAACAGCCUCCAGCUUGAUGGAGUAUCAGAAAGGAGCCUUCUCUAAGAUCAACGCGACCAUCUUCUGGUGCGACAUCGCGCUGGACAAAAAUGCAGAGGCCUUGCCACGCAUCUUGCACGACCUGUCCAGGAAGCCGAUGCAGCAGCUCCGCUUCCGUAACCUCUUUGAGUUCAAGUACUACACCAGUUCUGCAGACCUUUUCUCCAGCUUGGCUGAAGUGGAGGUCAAAGAGCUGGUCUUCUACAGGGGGAAAUUCACCGAGAACCUGCUGCGCUUGGUCCUGUUGAAUGUUAGGAAGUCCAGCAUCCGAGACCUCUCCUUCAUCGCCAUCGAUUUUGCACGGUCUCCUCAGUGGAAUCCCCCAGAAGUUGGCAUCACCAACCUGACCCUCUGCCGCCUGCUGCUGAAGGACAUCAGCAAUCCAGAUAUCCUGCGUUUUGACUGGACCUUCACGUGGUUUUCUGGCGUGACAUACCUCUCCAUCCUCAACGUCAACUUCAACUUCGUGCCCUGUGAUGCCUGGGGCGAGAUGAGGAACGUGGUCACGCUCGAUACUUCCAACAACCGCCUGAUAGAUAGCUACAUCUUCAACGAAGGUUGCCUGUACCGGGACAUCAUGGCCAAGCUGGAGCAGUUCAACCUGAGCUAUAAUGCACUAACCUCCCUGCGAACGGUGGCCAGGUUGACCUCAAACUGGCCCCGGCUCUCCCAGCUGGAUCUGAGCCACAACCCGAUCGGGGGCACGAGUGCCGCUCCGUGCCGCUGGAGCCCCAGCCUGGUCUGGCUGGCCCUGGCCAACUCCGCCGCCACGACAGAGGUCUUCCGGUGCCUCCCCACCACGCUGCGCUUCCUGGACCUGUCCCACUCGCAGCUGGAGCGGCUCGACAUGGGCUACUUCGAGGGCGCAGCCGACCUGCAGGAGCUCCACCUGAGCGGCAACAAGAUCAAGUUCAUUCCCACGGAGUGGAGCUGCCCAAGCCUGCGGGUCCUGCAGGUGGACGGUAACUCCUUUGGGGUCAUCGGCCGAGGGUCCUUCGCCCACAUGCCGCGCCUGGUGCAGCUGAAGGCGGGGAACAACCCGUACCACUGCGUCUGCGAGCUCUACAGCUUCCUCCAGGAGGCCCGGCUGAGCGGCAGGCUGGAGCUGCUGGACUGGCCCGGCGGCUGGACCUGCUACCACCCCGAGGCCCUGCUGGACACCCCCGUGGCCGCCUACGCGCCCGGGGUGACCGAGUGCGACGUCACGGUGGCGGUGGCCAUCGCGGCCUCCGUCACCGCCGCGGUGGUGGCCGUCCUCAUGGUCCUGUGCUGGAGGUUCGACGUCCCCUGGUAUCUGCGGGCCACCUUCCAGAUCGUCCGCUCCAAGUACCGGGCCCGCCGCUCCGGGCCGGUGCGGCAGUUCACCUACCACGCCUUCAUCUCCUACAGCUGCGCCGAUGCCCCGUGGGUGCGGCAGGAGCUCCUGCGGAGGCUGGAGGCCUCGACGCCGCCCUACCGGGUGUGCAUCCACGAGCGCGACUUCACGCCGGGCCGGUGGAUCAUCGACAACAUCAUCGAGAACAUCGAGAGCAGCCGCAAGGUCAUCUUCGUCCUCUCGCGGAGCUUCGUCGACAGCGACUGGUGCAAUUACGAGCUCUACUUUGCCCACCAGCGGGGGGUGGGCCUGGGCUUUGAGGACAUGGUGCUGGUGGUGAAGGAGGCCAUCGACCCGCAGGCCCUGCCCAGCAAGUUCUGCAAGCUGCGGAAGAUGCUGAGCUCCAAGACGUUCCUGGAGUGGCCUUCCGAGCCCAGUCGGCAGCCCUUCUUCUGGAUCCAGCUGACGUCUGUUCUGGGGAAGGCCGACACGGUCAACACGGAGCCCAAGAACGAUCCCGGGAGCGCGGGGAGCGUGUUGGACGAGGUGCCCAGCGACCCUCUUGAGAUGAGCAGUCUUGACGAAGAGAACACUGCCGUGAACAUCCCAGGGAGUUAGGCGGGGCAGCGUUACACACUGCAGAGGCUCAAAGCUGUCUGGGCACUUUCCGCCCAGCCCCCCGAGGCAGUUCAGAGACGCUCUGGGGGCCCGCAUCCCAGGGCAGGGUGGGGCGAGGGCUACAGAGGGUCCCGCUCCCCGGACGGCAGCCCCUUUGAGCAUCGAGGCUGCCCCCCAUGUGGACAGAGCCUAGGAAAGGCAUUCCAUCUGCAGCGAGGUGCCUCGUUUGACUCUUGGGCAGUAGAAAAAUGGAAAUGCCCCUGUUGUCAUUUCACCCUUCAAGUAGGGGAAGCGCUGCACAAAAGCCAGGGAACUGCCAAAGGACUGGUGGCUUGGGAGGCAGGGGUGGGGCCAGAGGAAGGAGGUGUGGCCUCCUGGAGGGCCACAUUCGGUCCCCCGAGCCUGAGGUGGCGCCCCCUGCUCUGCGUUGCUCUGGCUGGCAGCAGCUGUCCAGCUUCACAGGCCAAAGGUUUGCUCCCACCACCUCUGCCCUGAGCCCAUUUUAUUGCUGGCAAUGCUGCCAGGGCCAAGGGGGGGCCAGGACUGAGCCAACCCCCCCCCUUUUUUGUUUGGUCUCAGCCCUUUUCCUGCUGGGAAGCAGGUGUUUUGUGGCCGGCCAUUGUGUGAAGACACCACUCCCCCUGGCGGCCAUUUUGUGCAAGUGCCCGUGGCAUUCCCUCGCAGUUCCAAAGAGGCUCCCCGGCGAGAGGGGUGGGCUCCGCGGCUGCAGGGCAUGUGGACUGGCCCCUCCUGCUUGGGUUUCCUGAGCACCUGAGUGGGACAUAGAGACAAUGGAAAUGUUCAGCACGUUGGUGGCCAGCAAAGUAAAAAUCACGCAAACUCAA
Varanus komodoensis (Komodo dragon) is the source of this 3808-nucleotide messenger RNA. Its product is annotated as toll-like receptor 2. The record is from RefSeq and is a predicted model, not a curated record. The transcript has 3 exons. Lineage: Eukaryota; Metazoa; Chordata; Lepidosauria; Squamata; Varanidae. Gene Ontology annotation, cellular component: membrane. Gene Ontology annotation, molecular function: transmembrane signaling receptor activity; protein binding. Gene Ontology annotation, biological process: immune response; toll-like receptor signaling pathway; inflammatory response. The coding region runs from base 444 to 2963 and encodes 839 amino acids.